AGAUAUUAUAACAUCAAAAGAUAUUGAUCAAUUAUUGAAUGAUAAUAAACAGGAUAGUUAUCGAUUAAUAAAUGAAAUGAAUUUAUUCAAUAUUGGCCAAUUAACAUCAUCAUCAUCAUCAUCAUCGUCAUCAUCAUCAACAACAACAACAACGACGACGACUAGAUCAACAUCAAUCACUCCUAUGGUUAACGAUAUAAUCGAUAUCGAACAAUUAGAACGAGAUAAAAAUGCCGUCUAUUCACAUCCAUUGUUUCCUUUGUUAGCAUUGUUAUUUGAAAAAUGUGAAUUAGCCACACAAUCAAUAACGGCAUUUGAAACGGAUUCAAAUCUGGCCAUGUUUAAUCGUGAAAUUGAAGAUUUCAUCAAUCAUCAUCAUCGAACAUUAGGAACUAAUUCAUCAUUUUUUACUGAUGAUCCUGAAGUUGAUUCAUUGAUGAUAAAAGCUAUCCAGGUGUUUCGUAUACAUCUAUUGGAAUUGGAAAAAGUAUCACAAUUAUGUCAGGAUUUUUGUCAACGUUAUAUUUCUUGUCUGCGAUCAAAAAUGCGUUCAGAUAAUCUAAUACGUGGUAAUGGUCAUCAAUCAUCGAUGAAUAAUGGAAAGAAAAAUCAUUCAUCAUCAUCAUCAACAUCAUCACCACAUUCAUUCAUGGAUGAUGAAUAUGAUAUUGAUAUGGAUGUGGAACCUAUGGAUGAUGAUAAUGAUGAUGAUAGAGAUCUAGCGCCCGAAAAUGAAGAAGAUAACACACCAUCAUUAUCAAAAUCGAAUCCAUCAUCAUCGUCAUUAGAUUUGUUAGAUAAUAUUAUAUUCAAUUGUGGUCAAAAAUCACAAAUAACGUCCAAUAAUAAUCAUGCAACAAUUAUGUCAUCAGGUUUAUCCAAUUCAUCGUUACUUAAUUUUGAUAAUACAAUCAUGUCAGCACCAUCAAUAUCAUAUUUAAAAUCAAUGUCUAAAUGUCUUCAACAACAACAACAACCACAACCUCCACAACAGAUUUCAAUGACCAUAUCAAACAAUUGUGAUUCUAAUUCUGAUUCUAAUGAUGAAGAUGAUGAUGAUGAUGAUGAUGAUGAUAAUGAUUUGGUACAUGAUCUCAGUUUAAAAUCAAAAUCUUUCAAUUCAGAAUCCAACAUAAAUGAUAAUGUUGAUAAUAAUAAUGAUCUCUAUAACAACAGGAAUGAUGAUCAACGAGAAGUCUCAUCAUAUCCACCUAUAGUACAAAGUGAUCAACAGAAAUUGAAAAAAGUAAAAACAGAAAAACAAUCAAUCAAGAAAAAAUGCUCAAAUGAAAAACAAACGGCUACGAACAUAAAUUCAAAUAAUAAUAGCAAACGUGGUGUUCUGCCUAAACAUGCUACAUCGAUAAUGCGUUUAUGGCUUUUUCAACAUAUCGUUCAUCCAUAUCCAACGGAAGAUGAAAAACGUACCAUAGCAUCUGAAACAAAUCUUACCUUAUUACAGGUAAAUAAUUGGUUUAUCAAUGCACGAAGACGUAUCCUACAACCGAUGCUUGAUUCGGCCAAUAAUAGUAUUCAUCAUGGACAAACAAAAUCAUUAUCAGAAUCAUCAUCAUCAUCAUUAUCAAUGAUAAAUGAUCCUGGAUUAGAUCUAACAACUAAUACAGCUAAAACUGUUACAAGAAAAACGAAUCGAAAACAUUCAACAACAACAACCACUACGACCACAUUGAAGACAAAAUCAAAAACAAAAUCACAACAACGACAACAAUCAUUGAAUCGAUUUUGGCCACAAUCAUUGGCAAAUAUUAUACAGACAAACGAUGUAAAUCCAUCGGCGAAUUGAGAAAAU
Dermatophagoides farinae (American house dust mite) is the source of this 1810-nucleotide messenger RNA. The record is from RefSeq and is a predicted model, not a curated record. NCBI's taxonomy places the organism in Eukaryota, Metazoa, Arthropoda, Arachnida, Sarcoptiformes, Pyroglyphidae.